CGUCAACUCAAUCCCGUGACUCGCCUUCGACCACCGCAUCACCGCCGUCCCAGGACUCCCUCCGUCCAUCACGACCUCGCGGCCUUCCAACCACCUCACCAUCCUCACUUUCGCUCUCAACCGCCUAUGAUCUCUGUUUUCCCCAAUCCCUCGCCCACAGAUCUCCACCACUAAAGCCUCUGCUCUAGGCCGAUGGCCCAUCGCCUCCGAUCUUCACCAGCUCGGUCGCGGCUAUUCGCCGCCGUCGAGCUCGAGCUCGGCCGGCGAACUUGAGCCUCAGGUUUUUUAUCUAAGCUCGAGCGAGCCCUAGAUUCGACAUCAUGAGUCCAGCCCGACCUCGGACCUGGGUUGAUUCGAGGUCAACCAGGGCCGUCGUCAAUCGCUGGUGGGACGAGUUCUUGCGGCAAGGAUGAGUUGGAAGAGAGACAUGGGGGUUGGGGCGGUCGGGGGCGUGACGGGGACAGCUGCGAGUCGGCCCUCGCUUGGGAGGGGAGCUGUUGGCCAACCGGCGACGUCCUGGCGCUCGGACGGCGGCGGGGCUGCGUCGGCGGAGUGUGGCGGGGCAAGCGACGGCAAACGACGACAAGUCCGGUGGUGGUGGUGGUGGUGGUGGUGACAAGGUGAGAGGCUUCCACAAGCUUCCCAGAGUCCCCAAAAUGGAUAGCUCUGUGUUCUCUGCUACAAGUGACGGAUGCGGUGGGCCUAAACACGGCGGAGGGUCGCUGGAUCUUCGACGGUGGCUGGGUUGCGUAGUCGUCACCCAUUCAUCACCUCCGACUUCAUCUCUUCGACCACAGGAAUUGCUGGCGGAAGAAGGAUUCGCGGACGGGCAGCUAUUGUCCACCGCCUCAGUGAAGUUCCUGGAUAUGACGCGAAGCAAUGAGCUGAAACAAUCGCCUUUGCCCUUCUGCCGCGAUCGGACAAGCCUCGAGUUUGCAGAUCAGAAACCCAUCAGGCCCAAUAGGUGGAGGAGUAGUUCGUCGGCUUCGAUGUCCAAAAGGGCCGCUUCUAUAUCAGAGAGAUUGAAUGCUAGUAAGUCACUGGUGUCAGAGAUAAGAGAUGAGCCUGCCAUCGAUAUGGUGGCUAUCAAAGCAGUGAUCUCCAUACUAAGUGGCUAUGCUGGCCAGUACGUGAAGGAUGAGAGCUUCAGGAUCAGCAUCCGCGAGAAACAUGCUUCUUGCUUGGCACGGAAGAAAAAGAAUGCCGAUGAUGAGAUCCUAAAGAGCAUCGAAAUGGGCAUCGAUGGCAUAGAGAAGUUGGUGGACGUUCCAGGCAUAAAAAGAAAGGAGCUGAGGAUGAAGUCCCUGAGAAAUUCCAUUAGGCUUCUGAAUGUUGUCGCAUCUUUGAAUUCGGAGAAAACAAGGAACGGUUCCACUUGUGGGAUACCCAAUUCAUAUCUCUCAGCUUGCGCUCAAUUGUACCUCUCCAUUAGCUACAAGCUAGAGAAGAAUGAUAGAAUCUCAGCUAGGCACUUGCUUCAGGUUUUCUGCGAUUCACCAUUUCUUGCUAGGACUCACUUGCUUCCUGACCUGUGGGAGCAUCUCUUCCUUCCUCACCUUCUUCACCUCAAGGUUUGGUACACGAGGGAAGUCGAAUUCCUUUCAAGCUCGGAUGAUGUUGAGGGCGAGAGGAAAUUGAAAAGCUUAAGCAAGUUGUACAAUGACCAACUGGAUAUGGGCACUGCUCGGUUUGCGCUUUAUUACAAACAGUGGCUUAGAGUUGGGGUUGAGGCUCCUUCAGUUCCCGAUGUGCCUUUGCCAUUAAAACCGAGCCAUGAAUUUUCAAGGAACGUGAAACCACAAAGAACACAUAGCCACAGAUCAUCUCGAAGGCAAUCGCUGGAUUCAUAUACUACACAUACCUCAAUUAGUGGAGAUCUAUACCAAGCAGUGUUUGGCCCCCAACUGGAUGAACAAUCUAUGGACCUCGAGCUUAGAAGUAGAAAAUUUGGUUCAGUUGAUGAAGGGAAUCCCUGUACUAGUGAAGAAAACUGUAGUAGCACCAGAAUCAUUCAUAACGAGACUCUUCGAAUAUCAUCAAGAAAAUAUUGCGAGAAUCAGAAAGUUGAUCUGUGGCCUAAGACGCAGAAAUCAAACUACUUCUCAUUGUUUAACUGCCAAAGUGUGCCUAUCCAGUGCCUGGUUAGCGGAAACCGCAUCUUCAGCAAUAGCCAGAAUAAACUGGAAGCAAUUGAUCCUCAUGUCUCCGAUGAUCUAGGUAAAGCCAUCUCCCGUUUAUGUUGCUCCGAUAUUCUAAGCGAAUGUGAAACUGCUGUCCAUGUAAUAACAAAAGCCUGGUUGAGCUCGCAUGGUGAUCACACCAUUGAAGCAUCAAUAUCGAAAGCCCCGGUCAUUGAGGGGAUGCUUGAGGUUUUAUUUGCAUCACAAGAUGAUGAAGUUCUUGAGCUAGUGAUCUCACUGUUAGCAGAAAUGGUGGUGCGAAAUGGGAGUACCAGCCAGAUAGUUUUGAGCUCUGACCCGCAGCUUGAGAUCUUCAUAAGGCUUCUGAAAUGUUCGAGUGUAUUCCUAAAAGCUGCCAUUCUGCUUUAUCACUUGAAACCAAAGGCAAAGCAGAUGAUAUCCACCGAGUGGGUCCUGCUCAUCCUUCGAGUCCUCGAGUUUGGCGACCAACUGCAGACCCUUUUCACCGUUCACUGUGCUCCUAAAGUAGCUGCCUUCUACAUGCUAAACCAACUUGUUUUCGGUUUUGACGAGGACAAAAACUUGGAAAAUGCUAGAGAUGUAGUCUCACUUGGGGGAUUGAAUCUUCUUAUGAAGCUGAUCGAUGUAGGAGAAUUUCAUGAGAGGAUAAAUGCUGUGGUUCUCACAUCAUGUUGCAUCCAAGCUGAUGGGACAUGUCGCAAUUAUGUCGCUCAAAAUAUAAACAAGGCUUCUCUGCUCGAAUUGAUUGUACUUGAAUACCAAACGAAAUCUACUCGCGCUUUGAAUCUACUUAUUGAGUUUCUUUGCCUUAGCAGAAGGUCACAGAUAAACAAGUUCCUGGAUGGAGUAAAAAGUGGAUGGGGCGGGCUGAAUGCUAUGCACCUCUUGCUGAUCUACCUCCAGAAAGCUUCACUGGAAAAACGCCCGCUGUUUGCCACCAUUAUACUGCAGCUUGAUCUUCUGGGAGACUGCGGGAUGUGCAGUUUAUACAGAGAAGAAGCACUCGAGGCGAUCAUUGCAGCUUUGGAUUGUCAAUUAGUCGGUGAAAAUAUCCAAGAACAAGUGUCGAGAAGUCUCCUGAUGCUCGGAGGCCAUUUUCUUUUGACAGGAGAGCCAGUGACUGAGCAAUGGCUGCUGCAGAAGUUGGGUUUUCCAGAAGAUCCAGACAUGGCACUCCACGCCAAAGAUACAGCUCUCGUUACUACAACGCCCAGGGACGAAGAGGAAGAGGAAACCGAGAACUGGCUAAGGAAAACAGCACUCGUCUUGCUCAGGAACGGCAGAAUGAGGUUCUUGACUGCCCUUGCGGGUGCAAUUGAAAAUGGUAUCCCUGUAUUGGUGCGAGCUGGCAUCGUCACUGUGUCAUGGCUGAGUGGAUUUCUCCAUUUGGUCGAAGAUGGAGGUCUACGGUUGGAGGCGUGCUCAAUUUUAAUGCCACUGAUGCUAAAGUCAUUGAAGUUUGAUAGAGCCGUGGAGGAGAGAGUCUUGGCAUCAUCCUCGCUUCUAAAUCUCAUCAAGGCUUCAGGUUGUUUAUCGACGCUCUCUGUGCUGAAUGAGGAAUCGGUGAGCCUUCUGCGCAACCUCUCCCUAGUGACAUGGACGGCCGAUGAGCUCUUGUCCUUCAUCACCACCCACUCAAGGCACCCAAGUGGCCUGGGAGCUUGAAAUGCUGAAUACGAGAAAUCAGGUUGUACAAGUGCAGAAUCGGCAAUCAAAAGUCAUUAGGUGGACUGGCUUUGUAAUGUUUUCAUCAGUCUCCUCUUCUAUGAUGUUCUCUGUAACCGAGCUCUGUAGUUACUUCGAUAUUAUACGGUGAAACCGCGAUAUACUUAAGGCGAUGGCCGCAACCAGUUUCACAACAAAGUAGUAGUCAUAUUAUGUACUGUUCUUAUACGUGAGCUCUAUCCAAGGUAACACAUAAACUACUAUGUUUGCGGAAA
This is a messenger RNA of Rhodamnia argentea, 4102 nucleotides long. Its product is annotated as putative E3 ubiquitin-protein ligase LIN. Bases 657 to 3827 code for a protein of 1056 amino acids. The record is from RefSeq and is a predicted model, not a curated record. The transcript is spliced from 8 exons. Lineage: Eukaryota; Viridiplantae; Streptophyta; Magnoliopsida; Myrtales; Myrtaceae.